UCGCGGCCUUCAGUCCAACCCGAGAGCCGCGAACGCCGACACGCUUGCGACGCCCACUCUCGCAUCGCACCGCCGACGCUCAACACGCGAUAGUGCUCGCUUGUGAACGAGUUGCGCGCCCUUUCUCUCACGCAGUGUGAUCGUGCUUCGGUACGUGAAUGCAAAACCGGACUACUCUCUUGACACGAGAAUCCGACGAGGAAUCCGCAGCGAUCAGGACCUCUGAUUUUUUUUUACAGCUGCCGAGGGCUGGCCUGCCACUCGCCCGGACCCCGCCUCCCGCUCGCGGGGCUGCGCAACCACUACAAACAUAGGCAACAGUAGAUAACACGGUAUGACUGCGACGCACGGUGGCGGACGUGAAGACGACCGUCCAGACAAGGAUUCUGUGUACACGAUUAAAACCGGAUUUAAAAACGAUGGCUACCAACACGAUCGCGACUCCAACGACGACAUUGUCAAACCCCCGCCAUUGCCCACCGAAGAGGAUCCAUAUCCAGCGGGAAAAGUUAAAUUGUCAAGAAACGAGAAGUGGAGAAUAUUGAAAAAUGUGGCGGCUGUGAGCGCCGCAUUCAUGGUGCAGUUCACAGCGUUCCAGGGAACCGCAAACCUGCAAUCAUCAAUCAAUGCCGCCGACGGACUCGGCACUGUCUCACUCAGUUCCAUUUACGCGGCUCUCGUCGUAUCUUGUAUAUUUGUGCCCACAUUCCUGAUCAAGAGACUAACGGUCAAAUGGACGCUGUGCCUGUCUAUGAUGUGCUAUGCGCCGUAUAUCGGCGCUCAAUUUUACCCGGCGUUCUACACGUUAGUGCCGGCCGGCGUGAUAGUAGGCCUCGGGGCAGCGCCUAUGUGGACGUCCAAAGCGACGUACUUAACUCAAGCUGGUAGCGUGUAUGCGAAGCUGACUGACCAAGCUGUUGACGGCAUCAUUGUGCGGUUCUUCGGCUUCUUCUUCCUGGCUUGGCAGACUGCUGAACUUUGGGGAAAUCUGAUCUCAAGCUUAGUAUUUUCGUCGGGAGUGCAUAACGGUAAUGUGACAGCGGAGAACACGAGUAAGACCCUACUGACAUGCGGAGCCAACUUCUGUAUGAUUGGUGGAACACAUCAUGACAACCAGAACCUGCACCGGCCACCAGACAGCGAGAUCUACGAGAUCAGCGCCAUCUAUCUCGCUUGCGUCGUAGUUGCAGUGCUCAUGGUAGCUCUCCUGGUCGACCCACUCUCCAGGUAUGGUGAGAAACAGAGGAAAUCUGAUCCGUCGAAGGAGCUGACGGGAAUCCAGCUGCUGUCGGCCACCGCCUACCAGCUGAAGAAGCCCAACCAGCAGCUACUCAUCCCCAUCACGCUGUGGAUAGGAAUGGAGCAAGCCUUCAUUGGAGCUGAUUAUACACAGGCAUACGUCUCAUGCGCCCUCGGAAUCCGUUCGAUUGGCUACGUGAUGAUCUGUUUCGGUGUGGUCAACGCAUUGUGCUCGCUACUGUUCGGGUCAGCUAUGAAGUACAUCGGCAGAUUCCCGAUCCUCAUCAUGGGGGCAGCCCUACAUUUGGGCCUGAUAGUGUGGCUGCUCAUUUGGAGACCGAACCCUGAUUCGCCGACCACUUUCUUCGCGAUUUCCGGACUGUGGGGUGUGGGCGACGCCGUGUGGCAGACUCAAAUUAACGGGCUUUACGGCGUGCUGUUCCGACGCAAUAAGGAGGCGGCAUUCUCCAACUACCGGCUGUGGGAGAGCGCCGGGUUUGUCGUCGCGUACGCAUACUCUACGCAUCUGUGCGCCAAGAUGAAGUUGUACGUCAUGAUGAUCGUACUCUUGAUCGGCGUGGCCGGCUAUAUCGUCGUCGAAAUAUUGUACAAGAGAAAGGCACGCCGGCUCAAAGCCAUCGCGGAAGACCCCGCCGGGCCUGAAGCUGCCGAAGCCGCCAAGCAGCCGCCUGAAGAGGACGACGAGAAAGAUGAAAUCGACGACGAGAUUGUCAUCACGCAUCUUUAAAUCUCUUACCAUGGGUUCCUGGGAGCUUUGGAGUUUAGGUCUCCCGAAGCCAAUACAGCGACAAGAUUCUCGAGCGAGCGCUGGGUUGCCCACCAUAUUAUUAUGCCAUACAUCCACUUACUAGGUACAAAUAACCGAGCUGAAGCUUUGAAUAUACACUCGAAUUUAUUUAGAACUAUUUAUGUGCCCAAUAGUUAAGUCAAAUUAGAUUUGAAGCGAAAUUGAAAGACAACAAGUACAAGCGCCGACGGUUGCUGAAACUUUCUUUCGCUUAUUCGAAAACCAUAAUGAGCGAAUCCCAGAGAAAUGUCGUCAGAUAUAAACAUUUCUCAAUGUAUUAAAGAUUUAGAUCUUAGGUAGGCUAGAGGCAAAAGACGAGCAAAUAUUAGCAACUUUAAUUCCUUCGGCAUUUCUAAAACUUAAGUAUUUCAAUGUGACAAUCUGCUGUAUUUUUUUAUGUUAUUAACGAAGAUUAUUACUACGCUGUAAAAAUCGGAACAUUCGGAACAAACAAAAAUUUGAUAUCGUUUUAUACCUUGAUGUCAGUUAAAAAAUGUAGACCCCAGCAAGAGACAAAGCCUGGGGCGCGUCCCGCGAUAGUAAGUGGCAGGCCCGCGUCGCCGCCGCGCUUCAGUGUUUGCCGACCUUGUUACACGUCAUAAGCUAUGUCUACAUGACAGUGGAUAUAAUAAAAACACUUGUGUUUAUUGUUCUUUAUCCAUAAUUGCACGCUUUGUUCUGUUUCUGGUACACUUUAAUAAUCAUCGAUUUUUUCAUUUAUUUUUGAAAAUCCUUCAUAACAAACAUCAAAACAGUAGGUAAGUAGUUGUUAACAGUUGUAGACCCCAGCAAAGUUGAGUAUUAGAUAGAGUACUGUUUUAAAGCUCAAACCGCACAUGCAGGGCGCGCCGCAGCGCAGGAUAAGUACCUAUUAUUCAUCUUACUAAGUAUUUUGAAGCGAAUGAUUUUCCCGGCCGUGCGCCUCGACGCGCAAGUUCGGUUUCAGAAGGCACGACCCGAUUGGGAAAAUUGAUUCACUGUUUGUGAUGGGUGUGAAAAAUAUCUGCCGAAUUUUAUGUGAAUGCUACCAAUACCCUAAUAUCAAUAAUAUCACCCUACCCUACUCGUAUAGUUACUAGAAUGCAACAACUGCACUAUCUUUAGUAAAAUUGUGUAAAAGUAUUAUUGUUACUAAAAUUAUGAGUUUAUAUAAAAAAUAAACUAUUUAUUUAUGUAAAAGUAAACUGUUGUCAUAAUAAAUUAAUACGAUUGUAGUAGGUAUUUGAGUUCUCAUGAAAGAUCAGAUAUUUAAGACUGCUGAAAAAAGUCAACAUUGGAAUUUAUCUCAAGGAAAACGUGUAGAAGUCCUUACUUGCAUAAAAAUAAGAUAUCGGCAAAUUGUAUUUAAAUGUAAAAACAAUUAACUAUAAUGAAUUUAUGAAUGACGUAAAUAAAAAUUGAGAUUAAAAUUGUUCUUUGUCGAUAUCUGGAUUAGAACUACUAUUAGAUAAGUACAUGAAAAUAUAUGGAAAGUAGGUAUCCUUGAAACUAUGCGCUCUUGUUCAUUCUAUACUUGCAAAUCGUAUACGUAUACAUUUGUUGAUAUAUUGUAUGAAUAAACAAUCGAUUUUUAGUGAAAUCAUAUAUAUAUCGUUUAUAUGUUUAGACAAUACAUUUUAUAAAUAUAAUCUCAAACCAAAAUAUAAAGGAUACCAGGCAGACUCCAGAUUCUUAAUUUGUUCUACAAACCUAAGCUGCGCUGUAUGACGCAUAAUAUGUACAAUGUUGUGCCAUUAACUUUAAGAUUACCUUCAUUUUAAUUUGUACUUUUACCCUGUACACAAAGUAUUGUUUUCAAGCGGCUUUCUAUGGCAUUUUGUAUCUAUAAAAUGUAUUUUUUGAGCAUAUCAUAUUAGGUAAAAUUGUAUAAAAUAUGAUUUGUUAUCAGUUAGUGUAACAUUUAAUAUUAUGAGUUAUGACUAUAUAAUCACAUUAGGUUAAUUCGUAAUGUAUUCCUAGAUCAAAUAAAUUAAUGUUAUUGAAACAAGCUUAUAAAUAUUUAGUUAAGUAGGUACAUAAGUGAUGGAUGAUUAUAUAUAAUAAUGUUCACAAUUGUAUUAAUUCGUUUAUAAAAAAAAAGAGAAAAUCAUUCAGGUUAGCUAAUUGUGGAGAAUUAAAUCUAAAAGUGAAGGUAUAUAUUAUUAUCGUAUUUUAUUAAACAUACUGUAGACUUGUGUAGCAUUUUUUUACAAAGGUUGUCAAAACUUACUGUUCCAAGACUAUCUGUAAGUAUUGGAAGGAAAUGCUAAUCUUUUUAUAAUAAUUUACAAUUUUUACAUGAGUCGACCGAUUUUAUAAAAAUAAAUACAUACUUAUACCUAUUCCUGCGCCCAGAAAGAACUCUUUCGAACGAAGUAAUUUAUUUCUGCUUUUCUUAUAACAAACGUAAACCCUGGUACAGCUAUAUACUUGUAAGUACGUAAACCGUUUAGAAAUAAGAGAGCAAAAAUAUUUGGCAGUAGGUAGGUAGCUAUAUUACAUCAGGUAUUGUUUGAAAUGAACUACUACAGAAAAAGUAACAAGAUAAAAAAUCCAGUUACGUUUAAGUACUUAUAAUAAUUUUUGGACUCCAAUAAGCGAAAUAGGAAAACGAACUUUACUAUACGUAAAUCAGUCAUAAGAUGUAAAAGGCCUUUUUUAAAAUGUUUAUUCGUAAUGAAGCAAUAAUAAAAUAGAAUUUGUUACCUUUUGUGUAAAGUUCAGCAUGCAAACAAUUAAACUAGCCUACCUACUUAGUUGUAAUUUAAGUACUGUUACCCUGCGUGUUGCCUUUCAAUAAGGACUUUGACUUAUAUUGUAAAUUAAAACGAAGCAAAAUAAGACCUUCCUAAUAAUUAGGUAUAUUUUUUCACAAAUACCUAAUUUUAGCAGACAAAUAAAUAGGUACCUAUUUUAUUUAAUACCUUUCUACCUUCACUUGUUGGUUGAAUAUAAUAUAAAAUAGAUUUAGUUGAAUAGAAAAGACAACGUUCCAUACACACAUCCUUUACUACUUACCUACACCUUCGAAUAAUCCUGCAAUAAUUUUUAUGUAGGUACACAAACUUAUUAGGUACUUUGAGACUUCUAUGUGAAAAAUAACUUAAGUGGGACAGUAGUGGCAACUCUAAUGUAGGUACUUAGGUAGGUAUCUUUUUUAUCAGGUUCGCAUUUGAACAUAAUCUCAACAGUUGAAAAUGACUGUGAGGGACACGGUUACGAGUAAAUGCCUAAAUAAAAUUUUAGAGUUAAUACGCAUGGGGAAAGUGGCGGAGCUAAAGGAAGGUUAAAAUGGCCACAUUGAAUCAAUUCAUCUAAGAAAGCAAUAAAAGUAAGUGCGCAAUGCAAACAAAUGUCAAAUAGCAAUAUUGUUUUCAUAGAUGAAUUGCUUCGACGUGGCCAUUUUAACCCUCAAGUACUAAAUACCCACAGAACUGGAAAUCUCGAAGCAUCUUGCCAGUUGCUGUAAAAUGGCACUCGCAUAAUGCGCUACCUAUCAGCGUUUUUCAGUUUUUAUUUUAACCUUGAUAUUGCUUUCAAACAAACACAACUCAAUUCCAGUUUUUAAAAGUAUUAAUAAGCCAGUAAUUGUAAACAAAACCUUUUUGGUCUUUGAAAAAUAUUUUCAUGUAUAAACAGUAUUAAUACUUAAAAAAUUUUUUUGAGUAUUUACCAAAGGAAAAGUAGAAAAGUAGUGUUGUUUCCGGUAGCUAUUCAAUUACUUAUAGCAAUUCUAACAUUUUACAUUUUUUUUAAUAAUAUUGGCACUUCUCUAUAUUAAUAAACUCAGCAGGACGAAGAUUCCUUAGUGCAAACAAACUAAAUAGGUACACGAGGUAUGUACCAGCUGUAGGGUAACGAAACCACGUGAUAAUUGACAGUAGAAAUAAUAAUAUAAGCAUUAUAUUAAUGUAAAUGAAAAAUUAAAUAGAUUAUUAAAAUAAGGUUAUUAUUAUAUUAUAUAAAUACGAUUGCUCUAUUUUUGAGAUAAGAUAACACUUAUAUUGUUUGAAUAAUUAAUAAAAAUAUAAUUAUAUUAAUGAUGUCAUAUGAGUUUGUGAUGAAAAUAAACGUAGAAAUUGUUUCGUCUA
Messenger RNA from Pectinophora gossypiella (pink bollworm), 6117 nucleotides. RefSeq names its product UNC93-like protein. The record is from RefSeq and is a predicted model, not a curated record. The transcript is spliced from 8 exons. Gene Ontology annotation, cellular component: striated muscle dense body; plasma membrane. NCBI's taxonomy places the organism in Eukaryota, Metazoa, Arthropoda, Insecta, Lepidoptera, Gelechiidae. Gene Ontology annotation, molecular function: potassium channel regulator activity. Bases 335 to 1987 code for a protein of 550 amino acids. Gene Ontology annotation, biological process: regulation of potassium ion transport; regulation of muscle contraction.